This is a messenger RNA of Aaosphaeria arxii CBS 175.79, 900 nucleotides long. RefSeq lists its product as uncharacterized. NCBI's taxonomy places the organism in Eukaryota, Fungi, Ascomycota, Dothideomycetes, Pleosporales. The transcript has a single exon. Bases 1 to 900 code for a protein of 299 amino acids. The record is from RefSeq and is a predicted model, not a curated record.
AUGGCACCGCAAUCGGCACCAAUACCACCUCAAAUUACACCUCCUCCAGCGAUUCCAUCGUUUGUAUCACCAAGCAGCUUCUCGUUCGAUGCGCAGAGUUUCUCAAACCUCCUCGCGGACAUCUCGUCCAUGUAUGGACUGAGCAGCUACUCAUACGACCCUAAUGUCUAUUCGUCGCUACUAGCACAGUACUCAUACGAUCCCAAUGAGUACUCUUCAAUUCUGGCGCAAUACUCCCUCUCGCUUCCAUCGUAUGCAUUGCCGGGCACAACCACCGCGCCGUCAACCGCGACAGCCGCAGGGGGACGCACGACCAAAACAAGCAAUACUUCAAGUGGUGGCGGUGGCGGAAUGUCCACUGGCGCGAAGGUUGGAAUUGCCGUCGGGGUUCUGCUCGCUGUUGGCCUCAUAAUCGGCAUAGGAAUCUUUUUAUGGUGUGCAGGGAAGAGGAAGGGAAGGAAACACGCAACAACGAUUGUUGCGCAACCGGCCUCGGCGCAGAUGCAGACUUCGACGGCUUAUGUGCCGCCAAAUGGGUCAAGUUCGAUAUUUCAGAGCCAGCAAGGAUACAUUCCAGGGCAAGUGUCCCAUCAGCAACCCGUACAUACAGGAUAUGCGCCGGGUCCAAGCCCAUUACUCCAACAGCCCCAGUUUGGUCAGCAGCAGUACGACCAGCAGCAACAGUACGGUCAGCAUGGUCAGCAUGGUCAAUAUCAGUAUGGACAGCCACAGAAUGGAGCUAGCUAUGAUUCAGGAUUCAAGGAGCCAGCGGCAGGCGCGGUCGAGCUGGAGCACGAGUAUCACUUCGCAAGACCAGGUGUCGUGGAGAUGGGCGACGGAACGCCAGAAGAGGCACCAAAGGAGACAAGGCGGAAAUGGUUUGGUGGAUCAUCGUCAUAG